CCUGCGUCGGCGGUGUGCGCUACCUGGCUUUCCUUUAGGAGUUACUGCUGCAUUGACUCUGUUGUCCAACUGAUUUGUCACUCUCUUCUGCCGUUUCCAAGUAGUGAGCGGUGAUGGGUGCUCUAUUCUCAAAAUUGUUUGGCAAGAAGGAGAUUCGUGUAUUAAUGCUGGGUUUGGAUGCCGCAGGCAAAACAAGUAGGUGUGUAUGUGAACGACUAACUUCACAUGACUAGCUAUUCUCUACCGGCUCAAACUUGGUCAUGGCGUGACCACAAUCCCAACCGUUGGGUUUAAUGUGGAGACAGUGGUCUACAAAAAUGUCCGAUUUAACGUCUGGGAUGUUGGUGGGCAAGAGAAAAUUCGACCGUUAUGGCGUCACUACUACAUGGGCAGUCAGGGGCUGAUAUUUGUCGUGGACAGUGCUGAUCGUGACCGGAUUGAAGAGGCCAAACAAGAACUGCACCGGAUCGCGAAUGAUCGAGAAAUGCAAGAUGCUGUUAUCCUAGUCCUAGCUAACAAGCAGGACCUUCCCGAUGCUAUGCGACCUGAGGAGAUUCAAGAACGACUCAUGUUGACCACACUCCGGCGAGGACGACUGUGGUACGUGCAACCUUCAAUCGCAACCACUGGUGACGGUCUGUAUGAAGGGCUGGCUUGGUUAAAUGCUAAUUGCAGUUCCCGAUGAUUCACUACUACCUUCCACCACCCAGUUUCAGUGUUUACGAAUCUUCACACAAUCUGACCAAUCUUAGACUCGUCCAACGAUGUACACUUCCGGUUGAUUGGCGUCCCCUCCAGUGCCAACCCCUACCAAGUGCAUGCACUUUCUGUCCUUCUCUUAUACCAUAUAUCUACCACCAAUUAUUGCCAAAUACGGUCUAACAUUCAUUUGUGCAUAGCUCUAGCUAGGACUACAAUUCGAAACUUUGCUUGUGUGGUUAACACAUUAUCCUCGCGUCUGUGAUCUCAGCUGUCUAACGAUUAUUAACUGUUCCAGCAAAAAAUAUGAUCAACGCCGGUGUCCUUGGUUCUUACUGAUCUGUGCGCCAAUCGUCAUCGGUAUUUGUCCGUGAUAUGCAUCUCCUAUCCAUCCACUUCUGGGACGGUUACCGCAAUUUCCUUGUCAUGUUUUGAAUUUGUCUAGCCUCAAACUCUGGUUUACCCUAUUUCCCGGUCAAUUGUACAGCUAUUUAUCAUUCUCUCAGCGUCUUUAAAGUUCUGAUUACCUUGAAACUAAAAAGCUUCUGGAGUCCCGUAUGGUUUCAUAUUUAGUCCUAAUUCUCUGCCCCACUCGAAGUUCUUUUCCAACAAUGACAGCUGAUUUCAUGUCCCCGUUCAAUGUGCGCAACAUCUUCCUCUGACGGACUUGGGUCUCCUUUUACCUCGCAAUUCACACCCUGUCGUCGCUUUUGCCCCUUGCUGAGGUGAACUUCGUCAAUUCGCGUGCAGUUUAGUUUUUUUAUUGAUAGAACUCUUUUUGGCUGUUUUCGCAAUGGACUUGCCGUUUUACCCCUCACACGUAUGUCUGUUUGCCCAUCGACCACCGAGUUAUGCUCUUUCUCACUAUCCACUCCUCACUGUUCCACCUUAGUCAGAGAACGGUCCUAGGCUUGUCUCCCCAUCAUUCAUCGCUUCCCUGUUCUCCUUCUGUCCUUGCGAUGUUUGGUGCUGAUAUGUUUGGUAAAAUCAACUUGUUUUUUUCACGUUAUCCAUGCCACCUGCUUUGAAUAACCACC
Molecule: messenger RNA, 1736 nt
Organism: Opisthorchis viverrini
Lineage: Eukaryota; Metazoa; Platyhelminthes; Trematoda; Opisthorchiida; Opisthorchiidae
Exons: 4
Coding region: 386-685 (99 amino acids)
Biological process (GO): intracellular protein transport; vesicle-mediated transport
Cellular component (GO): cytoplasm
Molecular function (GO): GTP binding; GTPase activity
Source: RefSeq, a predicted model, not a curated record